This is a messenger RNA of Ilex paraguariensis (yerba mate), 811 nucleotides long. Lineage: Eukaryota; Viridiplantae; Streptophyta; Magnoliopsida; Aquifoliales; Aquifoliaceae. The record is from the annotation of a GenBank genome assembly.
CCACGCACUGUCCUCUGUCUCUCCCCAUCUAUCUUUUCUCUCAAUUAUCAGCCCCCCUCCUCUGUUCUUUCUCUCUCGCCAUUCUCCUCUCUCUUCACCCUGCUAUAGCCAACGCUACCGCCAGCGCUAUAGCCCACCACCACCCGGACUUUAAGAAGCAGUAUCCAUAUUUAUGUGGAUGGUCUUACCCGUAAGAAUGGAUUCAAAGAACGCGAUGAUCCAGGUUCAAAGUUGACAUGAAUUGCCAUAAAUUGUAAGAAAUAAAAUAAAAGCUCCCGAAGAAAAUCAAGAUCUUUGUUCUACGGUUAUAGUACAGGGAUUCAGAGAAGACAUGGCCAUCGAAUGUCUUGUCCUAGGUGCAGGGCAAGAAGUCGGGAAGAGUUGUGUGGUGGUGACAAUCAAUGGGAAGAAAAUCAUGUUCGAUUGCGGCAUGCAUAUGGGCUAUCUCGAUCACCGGCGAUAUCCCAAUUUCUCUCUCAUCUCGAAAUCUGGGGACUUUGAUAAGGAACUCACUUGCAUCAUCAUCACCCAUUUUCAUCUGGAUCAUAUUGGAGCUCUUCCAUAUUUCACCGAAGUUUGUGGAUAUAAAGGACCAAUUUACAUGACGUAUCCAACAAAAGCUUUAGCUCCUUUGAUGUUGGAGGAUUAUCGGAAAGUGAUGGUUGACAGAAGGGGAGAAGAAGAACAAUUCAGUUCUGAGAAUAUUGUGGAAUGUAUGAAGAAAGAUUCAUCACAUCCUGAGAAACCAAAUCUUUUCAAGCUUUUUCUCAAACGUCUUGUGAGCAAGCCAAAAAAGGUGGAAAUUGAAUAA